Molecule: messenger RNA, 4312 nt
Organism: Maniola jurtina (meadow brown)
Lineage: Eukaryota; Metazoa; Arthropoda; Insecta; Lepidoptera; Nymphalidae
Gene: Asph
Product: aspartyl/asparaginyl beta-hydroxylase
Exons: 16
Coding region: 334-3801 (1155 amino acids)
Biological process (GO): peptidyl-aspartic acid hydroxylation
Cellular component (GO): endoplasmic reticulum
Molecular function (GO): peptidyl-aspartic acid 3-dioxygenase activity; protein binding
Source: RefSeq, a predicted model, not a curated record
CACUUUUACCCCGCUCAAAUUCACCCCUCCGGCCUCACCCUGUUCCUCUACUAUCUGUCUCUUUUCCCAGCUGUCUUCGCCGGUUAUUUUUAGGUUAAAUUCUAAAAUAAAUUCAAGAAACGAGCAGUGAUACCUACUUUGUUAUGUAGGUUAUUUUAAUAUUUCGACGUGCGCCAAUACAAGUCUAUAUAUUCAUGAAAAUUGCGCAUUUGGACGAAUUAACAUUCCGUGCCUUGUUUGCAAGUUCAUCGUACUCCCAUUGUUUACACAGGGUUAUGAAACAAUAAAGGAAGUAUCUUCUGCCGCCUGAAGAGCGUCAGAACAUAGUAAAUCAUGUCAGGUGACGUACAACCAAGAAAACGUAAGGAUAAAAAGAAAAAGAAAGAUGAAUUAGGUGUAGAGGAACCUCGUGGUACGGCAGCGGCGCUAGGCGAGGGUGACGUGUUUAUACACUCACAGCAAGACCAUGGCACAGGCGGACAUUGGUGUGCAAAGAUCAUAUUCUUCUCUCUCUUGGCUGUACUGAUCACUCUUAUUGGAUUGAUUAUACUGGAAAACAGAGGACUAACUGAAUUAGAAGCAAAUGCAGUGGAGUCACGAUAUUCUGGCGUUCUGGAAGGCUGGCUAGAAGACGCACCUGACGAAGACCAUCAUGAUGAGCAUACAUUAGAUUUAAAACAUCAUGAUGAUGAGGAAGGCGAAGACCAACAUGAUAUUGAAGAAUCAGACCAUGAAGAUGAAGAAGACCAUGAAGAGGAAGACGACCAUGACGAUGAAGAAGAUCAUGACGACGAAGAAGACCAUGAAGACGAAGAAUCUCAUGAAGAAGAAACUGAGGCUGAUGAAGAUGAAAUAGACCAGGAUGAAUCUCAAGAAGAAAACAUUGAAGCAGAUGAGGAUGAAGAAGAAAAUGUUGCUAGCAAUGAAAUAGAUAGUAAUGAGGAACAAGAUGAUAACCAGAGUGAAGAGAAUUUACAAGAUGACGAUAAUGAGGAGGUUGAAGAAAAAGUAAGGUAUAAACGGUACCAAUACAAUGAAGAUCAUGAUGACGAUAAUGAUGAUGACGAAGAAGACGAAAAUGAUAAUGACAAAGAUGACGAAAAUGAUGAUGACGAUAAUAAUAAUGAAUACGAUGACCAGAGUGAUGAUGACAAUGACCAGAAUGAUGAUGAUGAUGAUGAUGACCAGAAUGAUGAAGAUGAUUACGAAAAGGACGCCAAUGAAGAGCAAGAUGAUGACCUUGAUGAACAAAAUUAUAACGACGUUGACCAGAACGAUGAUCAGAGUAUUGAAGAUGACCAAUAUGGUAAAGAUGGUGAUAAUAGUAACGAACUAAAUCAAGACGGAGAUUUUGGUAAUGAAAUAAUAUACGAGAAUGAUAACGGUGAUGAUAAUGAUGAUAAUGAAAGCAAUGAGCAGAAGGAUAAUGAACAGGAAAAUGAGGAUGAAGAAGAACAAGAAGAUGACUCACAAGAAGACGACGAUGAAGAAAUAGAGAAGAUAGAAAAAGAGAUCAACGAAGACGAAGAAGAGUGGAAUGAAAUUGUUGCACGUACAAAUGCUGACGAAGACGAACAGGAAUCAUCAAAGGAAGAUCGAGAGGCCGAUGACGAUGAUGAAGACGACCUUCAGGACCAGGAGGACGACGAAGACGAACCCCCACUCGAACGUAUUACAGCAUCGCCGGCCGGAAAACCUUUUGUAGAAAUAGAAGAAGAAAUUAUCGAAAAGCCCGUGAAUACCUUAGCCGAAGAAGAGGAGUAUGAAAGACGCCAGGAACAACUCCGCAGAGAGGAAGAAGAAGCAGCCCAGGGUUCGCAAAUCUGGCUGAAGCUGGCGGUGGGCGGCGCCCUGCUCGUCGCCACGCACGCCGUCUUGCGCCGCGCCACAGCCCCCAGGGAUAUUCCUGAACCCGAAGAGCAUACUAGGGACGAAACGCCUAUAGUUGACCGUCGCAUGACUAUUACACCUGAACAACCUUCUCCAAGAGUGCAAGAAAGCCCGCUAACUCAAAUAGCCCGAGAAAUUGAAGAGGAGGUCUUUAAGAAACCUGCUCCAGUAACUAAAUCUACGCCUAUCGUGAAAUACGACAGUGAAGAAGAACUGGUAGUAAAGAAGGCUUUGGUUGAAGAGAAAGCUCCAGUGGUUCACACUAAAGAUGAAGAAAAAGAGCUAUACAGUGAAGAAGAAGAAGAAGUUGAAGACGAAGAAGAAGAAGAGGAAGAUAUUGAGGAACCCGUAAAAGAGUUCGUUCAAAAGAAAGCACUCCCAGUAGUGGAACAAAAACCCACUGAAGAUUCCGAGUCUGAGGAUGUAGAAAUAAUAGAUGAUGAGCAAAUUGAAGAAGAACUAGAGGACGAAGAAAUCGAAGACGAAGAGGAAAUAUCAGACGUCGAUGACACCGAGCUAUUAACCCGACUAGAAGCUAAAUACGGUCGUCUACCAGAACCAGAGAGAUUUGGACGGAAACCAGACACAAGUAGUUUCGGACCGAAACAUAAAGACGGUGGGAACAGCAUAGAAGAUGACUGGCCGGGUGAGCCCAGUGAAGCCUAUUGGCGGACAGAACUCAACGUCGCCCAGGAAGAACUCCGCCAGGGCGAGUGGAGUGCCUGCGAGCGCCGCGUCAGCGCGCCGGAGCUGGCCGGCAGCGGGCGCGCGCGCUGGCUGGCCGCGCGCGCCGCCGACCUGGCCGCCGAGGCCAAGAGAGACAACAGCCUGCUGUCCCGCGCCAUUGCCGCCUACCUGCAUCUCCUCAAGAUGAACGAGCGCCUCUCGGACAAGAAACUCCUGGAAGUUGCUCAAAGAGCCAUUGAUAGGAUUCAGUUCAGAGGUACUUAUCUUAACGCCGAGCCGAUUUAUAGACUUUUGAUAAGAAGGUUUCCCGACGAUGUCCACUAUCGCAAUAACUUGACGGUUUCGUUUCUAAUGGCGAACAGAGCAGACCUCGCAGACGAAGUUCUGAAAGAAACACUUCGUCUUUGGCCGAAUGACCGUGUAGCGUUGGCUCAUCACGGAUUCGUGUUAAAAACUAAGUACAAUAGACUAGAGGAAGCGGUGAAAGCCUUGUAUAAAGCUCUCGAUGGCGACGCGGGGCCCGCAAACGAGCCUCGCUUCUACUACCACCUAGGAGACGCUCUGUUGCUCCUCGGUCGACCUGAACAAGCUCACGAAGUACACAAGCGAGGCGCGGCGCUCGGCCACUUUUUGUCGCCGGCGCAACGCUCGCUCUACAACGUGCCAAGAUUGAGAAGCCGACCUUGGUGGCCGGUACAGGAAACGCCGUACGUGAAUCUAGCUCGAGCUUUGGAACGCUCGUGGCGAGACAUAUUGAAAGAGGGCGAAGCGGCGAGAGAGCUGUACGAGAAAGAGAAGGAAGGUCUGAAGGAGCGCGGGGAGUGGACGCAACUGGAUUUAUUCGUCCGGGGCGCGGAGAUUCCCGGGCGCUGCGCGCGCGCACCGGUCACGUGUUCGAUCGUGCGGAGCGAGGCGGCGGCGGCGCGCUGCCGGCGCGGGCAGGUGAAGUUCAGCGCGAUGCAGGCGGGCACGCACGUGCGCGCGCACGUCGGCCCCACCAACUGCCGCCUGCGGAUGCACCUGGGCCUCAGCAACACCAAAAAUACUUACAUACGAGUGGAUAAGGAAACUAGGCAGUGGCAGACAGGCAAGACGUUCAUUUUCGACGACAGCUUCGAGCACGAGGUGUGGCACAACGGCAGCGGCGCGCGCCUCGUGCUCAUCGUGGACGUGUGGCACCCCGACCUCAGCGCGCACGAGAGGCGCACGCUGCCCGCUAUCUGAUACCUCGACCCUGUGCUGCGGCCCACUACACUGUGCUCGAAUGUGCGCGGGAGACGAGCGACUAAACGCGGUCAUAAGUGGCGAGCGCUGACCACUCCCACAGCUUGUGGCUCGGACGCGGCCACUCUAAUUCUCAGUUUGCGCAACAUAUGCCGGCCACUAGUUAAAACAGAUAGCGCCAUACCGCUGGCGUAAAGUCUCGUUUAGGCAAAGUCAAAGUACACGCUAUAGAUUUCAAUCUUAGUCUUGGGUGAGCGCUAGUUGAGCGCUAGGCGGGGCAGGGCGUGCAGCGUUCUUGUCAAUUACAUGUUCUUACACGCAGGCAUUCCGAGUGACAAUGGCGUCUGGACUCCCACGCCCGCACGCUGCACGCCUCGCCGCAGAAUGCGCCCCAUGUUCAAGCGUUUGACGCACCUGGACGCAUAAGUUGUCAUCCUGUAAAGUCUAAUUUGUGAUGUCUCUUUAACUUGAAUUCAUUGAAAAAGCGGGUACGUACCUCGAUUAAUAAUUA